Molecule: messenger RNA, 2117 nt
Organism: Humulus lupulus (European hop)
Lineage: Eukaryota; Viridiplantae; Streptophyta; Magnoliopsida; Rosales; Cannabaceae
Exons: 2
Coding region: 1646-2044 (132 amino acids)
Source: RefSeq, a predicted model, not a curated record
UUACAGGGUUCUGUCUGCUCUGAGGUCGCUAUACCACGAGCUGAAGUGGGAAGGACCAUCGCCAGAGGAGAUCCUGUAUCUUUUCUGCUUGAAAAGAAAUCCCUCCCGAGCUCGGGGAGGAGACGACUUCUAUUAUCUCUCGAGCUACCCCAAGGAGAAAAAGAUGUUUGAGGAUCUUCCCAACCAUCCUCCUGACUUUAAGAAGGCCUUCUUCUGGACAGAUGGCCUAGCUCCGUCUCGAUACUACUCGUUCAGACGGAUUCGUAAGUAUCCCAACCUCCUUCUUUUCUAUGCUCGGACUUUUGUCUAUAGGCCGGUACUUAGUUGAAAUGUAUUUUAUUUUCCAGUCAACUAUCAUCGUCCUACUCCUACUGACGAGAUGAAGGAGCAUAGAGAGACUCUGCUCCAACUCCCUUAUGGCAGGAGAUCCCUCUCAUACCUUUUGCAUGAAGGUAAGCUCUGAGCUUGCGGGCUCUUGGGAAAUGGCCAGUCCACCUCAGAUUGGUCCAAUAAAAAAUAUGACCGCUGGGAGCUCGUGCCUUUGCCAACAGGCAUCCUCCCCCCAAGGAGAGAGGUGAGGCCCCCGCCUCUAGUUCGUCGAAGGAGCCCGCAAUUAGGGAACGAGGCCAACGAUGAAGCCUCGAGCUCGGGAUCGGAUGAUCAAGGUACAGUCAUCCUAAGCUCGAAAAUGUGGUCCCCCACCCUAUUAAAACACAAACCCAAUAGGUUAGUAUUGUGCGAGGACGAUAGAGACCAUUUUUGUGUAUGGACUUGGGUAGAUGAACGAGUUCAUAGGUUCGAUAGCUGGCUCGGGAAAUACGACACUAUGUAUAGCCUGAACGAGGUAUGGAACGGAAUAGCCGUCCAAUAUGGGACCAACGACUAUUGGGACCUUUCGAGGUUGACGUCCACCUAUAGGGAAGGUACUCCCCCCGCUUCUUCUGAAGAUGGGGGAAUUUCAUGGUCUCCGAGCUCAAGCUCGGAGGAGAGUUCCAGUUAGGUUUUUCUCCACUUGUUUUUUCUUAUUUCUUCUACGUUUGUUAGCACCAUGCUAAAUCUUGAUUGCAACUGUGCAGGUGCUAUGGACUCUGACCUUGACGCUGUGCUCUACAGUGGCGAGGGGGCUCAAAAGAGUAAGCGCCCAAGAGGCUCGCGGAGGUCAGACCGACCCUCCAAAAUCCUCAAGCGCACUGAGAAAACUCCAUCAGCUCUAACUACUGCGAGUACAGCCGAGGACCCGACUGCCCAGGUCGAUGCAUCCGUCUCAGCCGCAUCUGCCGCGCUUCCUCCGGCUACAAUUCCUCCAGCACUCGGCCCAUCCCCGAAAAAACCCUCAACCUCCAAGUCACUCUUGCCGUCGGCCCGACCUCACGUUGAUGAGUUCGUGCUUGAUAGUGCUGCCGGGGCCCACAGAGCUGUAAUUGGCUCGGAUAUCCUCUCUCGGGUGGGUCAGAGUCUUACGGGAUUCGACAAUGAUCACUGAGAGUUUGUGAAUAAGGCUCGAGACUGCAAUACUCUUUAUGAUAAGAGUAUUGAACUUACUGCUGCGGCUCUUGUCGUCUCCGCUCAGCUUAAUUAUAAGCUGACCAAUGAGGUGCACUCGAGCAUGUCUUUGGCCCAGGAGUCAAGGAAUCUCUAGCUUAAAAUGGCUGAUGAGCUCAAGGACUCGAAGAUAGAGCUCGAAAAGGCGAAUGCUCGGCUUGCGGAGCUGGAGAAAGCUAAUGCCAAGCUCAAGGAGGAGAAGGCUGCCACUUUCGAGAUAAUCGAGAGUGAAAAGGCUCGCCUCCUUGCCGAGUACAAAGAGAAGAAGGACAAGGCGGUUGAUCAAGCCAUGUACAGGAUCUGGGCUAGCAACGCUAACCUUGAUACCAGCUUCCUGGGCUCUUUCGAGGAAGGAUUUGUGGCCAAAUGGCAAGCUCGGCUUGACGCGGAGGAGGCUACUCGGGCUGCUUGGGAGACUGCUCAGAAGGAUAGUCAUACUAUUCGUCCUGGAGAGUCUAGUGCUCCUGGUGAUGAGAAGGCCAAGGAGACUGCUCCUUCAUAAAUUUCACUUCGGGGCUGUGUCCCUUUAUUUUUGUAAUUGUUUUAAUUUAUGCCCGUAGGGCUAAUACAAUUUC